AUGCCCGCGGCCGCCUGCAGGGGCCGCCGCCUCUUCAGAAAUGCGCCGCCUUUGUCUGGGGCCGCGCGGCGCCGGUGCACGGGGCGGGCUGAACGCCUCCUGCGGCCCGGCCUGUGCGCCCCGGGACCGCGCGCUGCCCACGCUCCCUCCCCCUUCCUCCGCCCCGCACCCCACAACGCACCACGCCCGGCCCGCGCCCAGGUGACCUUGCCUGUUAUCGACCUGGCCUGCCCCUGCAGCUACUGCCCCGACAAGAUCGAUAAGGAGUGGGGCCUUGAGGGGCAUGACCGGCAGCAGGGGCUGACAGCCACACACCCCCGGGAGAUGCAGGCCCUCUCAGGGCCUCUGGCAAUCCCUGCUCCCGAGCUGCUGACUUCAGCAGCCGCCUGCCCGCCUGCCCACUGGCUCCUGCGGUUGCCGGGCCGCAUCAGCCCUCAUUCGGGCUUCCUCGGCUGCCCCAGCGGGAGAGGCCCUGAGCAGAAUCCAGUCACCGCCUCCCUCCACAGCCUGCCGGGCAGGAGUGGCCCGUCCUUCCCCAACGCUUGGGAGGGCUCUCAGGAGGCGCUGCUGCAGAAGCUGCUGGAAGCCCAGCAGCUGGCUGCCUGGAGCCAGCUGCUGGCCUGGGUGCUGUGGCUGCAGGCGUGGCGCGUGGCCGCCCCGUGCCCGGGGGCCUGCGUAUGCUACAACGAGCCCAAGGUGACGACGAGCUGUCCGCAGCAGGGCCUCCAGGCCGUGCCCACUGACAUCCCAGCCGCCAGCCAGCGCGUCUUCCUGCACGGCAACCGCAUUGUGCACGUGCCCGCGGCCGGCUUCCGCGCCUGCCGCAACCUCACCAUCCUGUGGCUGCAUUCGAAUGCGCUGGCCCGCAUCGACGCGGCUGCCUUCACCGGCCUGGCCCUUCUCGAGCAGCUGGACCUCAGCGACAACCCGCAGCUGCGUGCCGUGGACCCCGCCACGUUCCAUGGCCUGAGCCGCCUGCACACACUGCACCUGGACCGCUGCGGCCUGCAGGAGCUGGGCCCUGGCCUGUUCCGUGGCCUGGCCGCCCUGCAGUACCUCUACCUACAGGACAACGGGCUGCAGGCGCUGCCCGACGACGCCUUCCGCGACCUGGGCAACCUCACGCACCUCUUCCUGCACGGCAACCGCAUCCCCAGCGUGCCUGAGCGCGCCUUCCGCGGCCUGCACAGCCUCGACCGCCUCCUUCUACAUCAGAACCGCGUGGCCCGCGUGCACCCGCAUGCCUUCCGUGACCUCGGCCGCCUCAUGACGCUCUACCUGUUUGCCAACAACCUCUCGGCGCUGUCCGCAGAGGCCCUGGCGCCCCUGCGGGCCCUGCAGUACCUGCGGCUCAAUGAUAACCCCUGGGUGUGUGACUGCCGGGCACGGCCUCUCUGGGCCUGGCUGCAGCAGUUCCGGGGCUCCUCAUCCGAGCUGCCCUGCAGCCUGCCCCCACGCCUGGCCGGCCGUGACCUCAAGCGCUUGGCCGCCGCCAACCUGGAGGGCUGCGCCGUGGCUGCCAGGCCCUCCCGUCCCUUCUGGACCGGCGGGCCUACUGACGAAGAGCCUCUGGGGCUGCCCAAGUGCUGCCAGCCGGAUGCGGCGGACAAGGCCUCGGUGUUGGAGGCGGGGAGCCCGGCCUCCGCCGGCAAUGCGCUCAAGGGACGUGUGCCAUCCGGCGACAGCCCGCCAGGCAACAGCUCCGGCCCGCGGCACAUCAACGACUCCCCCUUCGGGACCCUGCCCGGCUCGGCUGAGCCCCCGCUGACCGGGAUGCGGCCCGAGGGCUCCGAGCCACCAGGGCCCCCCACCACGGGCCCUCGCCGGAAGCCAGGCUGUUCCCGCAGGAACCGCACCCGUGGCCAGUGCCGUCUGGGCCAGGCGAGCGGUGGGGGCGUCGGCGCUGCGGAUGCAGAGGCCUCGGGCGCCCUGCCCAGCCUCGCCUGCGGCCUGGCCCCCCUGGGCCUCGCGCUGGCGCUGUGGACGGUGCUGGGGCCCUGCUGA
This is a messenger RNA of Neomonachus schauinslandi (Hawaiian monk seal), 2004 nucleotides long. It is a transcript of the gene RTN4R, whose product is annotated as reticulon 4 receptor. Gene Ontology annotation, molecular function: protein binding. Bases 1 to 2004 code for a protein of 667 amino acids. The transcript has 6 exons. NCBI's taxonomy places the organism in Eukaryota, Metazoa, Chordata, Mammalia, Carnivora, Phocidae. Gene Ontology annotation, cellular component: plasma membrane. The record is from RefSeq and is a predicted model, not a curated record.